Molecule: messenger RNA, 548 nt
Organism: Selaginella moellendorffii
Lineage: Eukaryota; Viridiplantae; Streptophyta; Lycopodiopsida; Selaginellales; Selaginellaceae
Exons: 3
Coding region: 75-311 (78 amino acids)
Source: RefSeq, a predicted model, not a curated record
GCAAGGCGGACGCUCCAUUGUUCUAGGGUUUUGAUUGGCGGACGGAGCGAGCGGUCGAUCGAGCGGCGGCAGCUAUGGGCGGAGGCAAUGCGCAGAAAUCGAAGAUGGCCCGCGAUCGGAACUUGGAGAAGGCCAAGGCGAGCGGCAAAGGUAGCCAACUCGAUUCCAAUAAGAAAGCUAUGAACAUCCAGUGCAAGAUUUGUAUGCAAACGUUUAUGUGCACGACGAGUGAGGUGAAAUGCAAAGAGCACGCCGAAGCGAAGCAUCCCAAGGUCGAUCUUCACGCUUGUUUUCCACAUCUAAAGAGCUAGAAGGGGAGGAUCAAGCUGAUCAUCUCCACCACCAUACCGUAAGAAAAAAAAAGAGAGAAAAUCCACAAAAAAAGAGAAAAGCUUUUGAUGAUCUACUAAAGACUUAACGCCGACGAUGCUGUAUAGAGAAAGAAAUUCGCUGUGCAUUGUCUAGAGUUCCUGGUGUUCUUGCCUCUUUGCUCGGCAAAAGAUCGAAAUAAAAGAUCUAGGGGGGAUUCUCGCCGCGUUUUCUUCGAA